AAAGUGUCGAGCAUGUCUUGUAUUUACUGGGUAUCGUUUUGUCCCUACCAUCAGCGGCACCUCGUUUUGAUAAGCGUUGAUUAAAGUCUCUCAACUUGUUAUUAAUGGAUCCUAAUUUACGCAACUUAAAAGAUUUUCUGACGUUGUAUAACAAGGUCACAGAAUUAUGUUUCUCGAGAUGUAUUGAAACACUAUACGAGCGGGAUUUGACCAAUAGCGAGAGUACUUGUAUAGAUCGGUGCGUAGUAAAAUUUGCUCGGUUUAAUCAGAAAAUGAUGAAUGUUUACGUUGAGGUGCAAUCAGACAUAAAUCAAAAACGUAUGCAAGAAAUUGAAGCCAAUCAAAAACAACUGGAACAACCGCAAGCGUCGGCAUCCAUGGCAUCUGCAGGAAACAUAUCGCAUUUGCCAACAACAACGAAUGGAACACGAGCGCCUGCAUUCUCGUAAAAAAAAAACUUGAUUUUAGUAAUAUUGCAUUUUACAUAAAUUUACCACACUUUGGUGAUAUAAACACAUUUAAACAAUCACAUGUCGACACGCAUUUGCCUUUUACCUUUAAUAGGCUUGCCCGCAAGUGGCAAAACUACUUUCAGUAAUUGGCUAUUGGAUAUAUCACAAAAACCCAUCAAUAUCAUACAUAUUUGCUUUGAUGACUACUUGACGCCACC
Messenger RNA from Rhagoletis zephyria (snowberry fruit fly), 670 nucleotides. It is a transcript of the gene Tim9b, whose product is annotated as Translocase of inner membrane 9b. The record is from RefSeq and is a predicted model, not a curated record. NCBI's taxonomy places the organism in Eukaryota, Metazoa, Arthropoda, Insecta, Diptera, Tephritidae.